This is a messenger RNA of Phalaenopsis equestris, 2078 nucleotides long. Its product is annotated as cyclin-A1-4. Bases 269 to 1759 code for a protein of 496 amino acids. Gene Ontology annotation, biological process: mitotic cell cycle phase transition; regulation of cyclin-dependent protein serine/threonine kinase activity. Lineage: Eukaryota; Viridiplantae; Streptophyta; Magnoliopsida; Asparagales; Orchidaceae. The record is from RefSeq and is a predicted model, not a curated record. The transcript is spliced from 11 exons. Gene Ontology annotation, molecular function: cyclin-dependent protein serine/threonine kinase regulator activity. Gene Ontology annotation, cellular component: nucleus; cytoplasm; cyclin-dependent protein kinase holoenzyme complex.
UCUUCUUGUCCGAGAGCGCGACAGCGAGGGCGAGAAGAGUGAGCGAGAUAGUGCAGGUGAAGGAGUGAAGAAGCCUUUGCUGAUUCGGCGAACCCAAUCUUCUUUUGAUCACGUUUGAACUGUUGGUGUCCGUUAUCAGACGAUCUAGGGUUUUGCUCCGCCAGCUCCUCGUUGGGAUUCUUGCUUGUUUUUUGAUAGUUAGAAAGGCCAAGAGAAGGUCGAGAGAGAUUUAGGGUUGUGGUCAGAUUGUGGUUGUUUUGAUUUGGAAAUGUCGGGAGUGAAUCGGCGUUCGUCGUUCUCGUCGUCGGCGACGUGUUCGUCUCUAACGAAGCGGCCGGCGGUUGAGAAUGUGGCUAAGGUUUCGAUUUCUGCACCAGAGCAGGCCAAGAAAAGGGUGGCGCUCGGGAAUUUGACUAAUCAGAACAAUGCGGGGAGGAGUGGUCCCCGGUUGCCGGCAAUAAAGGGUUUCAAUAAGGUCACUACUGCCAGUUCAGCAUCAAAAGUGCGUAAGGGAUCUGCUCCGAGCAGCUCAAAUCAAAAUUUUCAACGUGACUCUGCUAAGUUUCCAUCUCUUGCCAAACCUGCUUCUACUGUGUCAAGGAUAACUGCUACACCUUCAAUUAGAGUUGGGCAAAAUGCAGCUGUAUGUCCCUUUCUUGUUCCCUGCAGCAAUGUUAAAUCGCCAAUUCACUCUGUUGAUUCAGAAUCUAUGGAUGAGACUAUGUCAACUAGUGAUUCCUUAAAGAGUCCUGAUUUUGAAUAUAUUGACCAUGGUGAUUCUUCAAUUGUGGCAUCAUUAGAAAGACAAGCAACAUAUAACCUCCACAUAUCAGAUCGUGUUAAUUUAAAUGGAAAUGCUUGGAAUAGUGAUAUCCCUGUUUCAAUAUAUGGGGCUGUUAAUAUACCAAACGUUGAUGACAAUCAGGAAGAUCCCCAGUUGUGCGCAUCACUUGCUUGUGACGUUUACGAGCAUUUACGCUUAGCUGAGACUAAGAAGAGGGCUUCUACUGAUUUCAUGGAAAGAGUUCAGAAGGACAUAAAUGCAAGCAUGCGUGCGAUUCUAAUAGACUGGCUAGUAGAGGUUGCAGAAGAAUAUCGGCUUGCGCCUGACACAUUAUACCUCACAAUAAACUAUAUUGACCGGUAUCUAUCUGGGAAUGAGAUUAAUCGCCAACGUUUGCAGCUAUUAGGAGUUGCUUGCAUGUUUAUUGCAGCAAAAUAUGAAGAGAUUUGUGCUCCACAAGUAGAAGAAUUCUGUUACAUAACUGACAAUACAUAUUUCAAAGAUGAGGUCUUACAGAUGGAAGCUGCUGUUCUGAAGUACCUGAAGUUUGAAAUGACAACACCAACAGCCAAGUGUUUCUUAAGGAGAUUUGUUCGAGUUGCUCAAUGUUCUGAUGAGGCGCCUUCACUGCAUCUAGAAUUCCUAGCUAGUUAUGUAGCCGAACUAUCACUCCCAGAGUACAACAUGCUUUGCUAUUCACCAUCUCAGAUUGCUGCUGCUUCUGUGUUUCUUUCAAAGUUUAUCCUUCAACCAACGAAAAAACCUUGGAACGCAACUCUUACGCAUUACACGCAAUACAAACCAUCUCAACUAUGCGACUGUGUGAAGUCUUUGCAUCGUUUGUGCUGCAGCAGUUCUAACAGUAAUUUGCCUGCUAUAAGGGAGAAAUACAGCCAACAUAAGUACAAAUUCGUGGCGACCAAGUACUGCCCACCAGUCAUCCCUUCAGAGUUCUUCAAUGAUCUGAGUAGUUAGGCUGAAGGUUGAAGAGUUAGAUCCAUGAUUGUCUGGUCAACUCAACUAAUCAGUCUUUCUAAGGUGUUUCGACUGUAUCUAAUUGUGCAUUUAGUGUUUCGAAUGUUGAUCUUCUGAAUGCACAUUUUACCAUCAUACCGAUGGUUUUCUGAUGAUGAUGUAAUGCCGAGCUUUCUGCUGGGGAUAACUUGCAAGAGAUCCCCUCACCAGUUCCUAUAAUUUCAUUGACUUUGUUUUUGAUGUAGAGGAUGAUGUUUGUAUUUUCUAAAAAAAAUUCGUAGAUGAAAUUGCUAUGGUAUUAUUAUUCGGCCAUAUAUGA